CCAAGUCAUCCAGUAUGACCACUAACGUGCGUUCUCAUCUUCCUUCUCUCCCUUUUUUCCCCCGUCUCUCGCAGAAUUCUAUGGAUCUGCCACCUGACAAAGCUAAACUGCUCAAGCAGUACGAUGACGAGAAAAAAUGGGACAUGAUUUGCGAUCAAGAAAAAGUGAUCGCAAAAGAACCCCCCUCCUUUUACUUACGUAAAUUAAAGACCUACCUUGAUCCCCGAGCUUCCAGGAGCGCCAAGGUAAAUAAUCAAAUGGUGUACGAUGCCGUUUCGACAUUAUUGUUACCCAUACAGAGAAGACGAAUGUUGGGAGACUCAAAAUCCACUCAGGUCCUACGAGACCUUGAGAUCUCGCUGAGGACAAACAACAUUGAGUGGGUCAGAGAAUUUCUCGACGAACAAAACAAAGGACUGGAAGUGCUCAUUGACUACCUGACGUUCCAGCUCGGAUUUCUGAGGUACGACCGCGAGGUCGCCAUGUCUUCCACGGCCUCCGAGAACGGCUACCCGGCGAGUCCAGUCAACUGCCGGAAAUCCAUCCUAGAAGUUGAUACACCACGCCUGAAGCGCGCCACGCGGCACGCGGCCAAGCUGCACAUGGGAGAGGCGGAGGACGACAUCCACGUCUGCAUCAUGUGCCUGCGCGCCAUCAUGAACAACAAGUUUGGCUUCAACAUGGUGAUUGAACACACACAAGCAAUAAACUCCAUAGCCCUGAGUUUAAAUCACAAGAGCUUACGAACAAAAGCGCUGGUGCUGGAACUGUUGGCUGCCAUCUGCCUCGUGAAAGGUGGCCACCAGAUCAUCCUCAAUGCUUUUGACAACUUCAAGACUGUAUGCUGUGAACCGCGGAGGUUCAAAACGCUCAUGGACGACUUCCGGGACUAUGAGACAUUUAAUAUUGACUUCAUGGUUGCCUGUAUGCAGUUCAUCAACAUUGUUGUUCACUCAGUUGACGACAUGAACUUUCGAGUUCAUCUGCAGUAUGAAUUUACCUUCCUUGGUUUAGACGAAUAUCUAGAAAGGUUGCGCUCGACCGAGAGUGAAGAACUUAAAGUGCAGAUCUCAGCCUAUCUCGACAAUGUCUUCGACGUGCAUGCCCUCAUGGAGGACUCUGAGACUAAGAGUGCUGCCAUAGACCGGGUCGCCGAGCUAGAAGCCCAGAUUUCGAGAGCACAUGAGCUCGAAAAUGAGAUGAUGGCAAAGCUAGUGGAACUUGAAACACAACUACAAAUUCUUGACAAAGAAAAUCGGGAGUUAAUAGAGUCGCAAAAACAGACGAGUGAAGAACUCAACACGUUGCGCAAGGCAGUGUCUGAAAAGGAGGAGGAGAAGCGGCAACGGGAGAGUUUUCUUGAAGGCAAGAUACAGGAGCUCGAGAGUCUCACUGGAACAUUACCCAGAGGUUCCUCAGCCAGCUCGAUCCACAGUAGCAAUGGUUUGUCCGGAGUGCCUCCUCCGCCCCCACCUCCGCCACCACCCAUGUUUGGCGUGCCGCCACCUCCACCACCUCCGCCGCCGCCACCUGGAAGCAAUGCCAUCCCUGUGCCACCUCCCAUGGUGCCUCCCCUCAAAGGAGGCAUUCUCGCACCUCCACCACCUCCUGGCAGUAUGCAGGCGCCGCCUGAUGCGAUGACGAUCAAGCGCAAGUUCCAGACCAAGUACAAGCUUCCCACACUCAACUGGAUUGCUCUAAAGCCAAACCAAGUCAGGGGAACCGUGUUCAGCGAACUUGAUGAGGACAAACUGUACAGUGUUAUUGACUUCGCACGUUUUGAAGAACAGUUCAAGCUGGGCGUACAGGGUGCCUUCCCCGACCGAAGCGAUGACAUCAAUAACAGCAAACGUUUUAAGGUUCCUGAGAAGGUGACGCUGUUGGAGCACAACCGGUUACGUAACAUGGCCAUCUCUAGGCGCAAGAUUGAGCUGGCCACGGAUGUUGUUGUCAAGGCUGUCAACAGCCUCGACCUCAAGACCAUCUCGCAGGACUGCGUCGACAUUCUUCUGCGCAUGGUGCCCAACGAUGCAGAGACGAAAGCAUACCGAGAGUACGAACGAGAGAAGAAGCCUGUGGAUGCUCUCACAGAUGAAGACAAGUUCCUGCUUCAACUGACGAAAAUUGAAAGGUUAUCACAGAAGUUGAACAUCAUGAGUUACAUCGCAUCCUUUGCAGAAAAUAUCCAAAUCAUCACACCGCAAGUGCACGCAAUAACAGCAGCAUCCCGAGCGAUCAAGAGCUCGAAGCGACUUCGAAAGCUUCUCGAGGUAAUUCUCGCUUUUGGGAACUACAUGAACAGCUCGAAGAGGGGCCCUGCAUAUGGUUUCAAACUCCAGAGUCUAGACAUGCUUGCGGAUACCAAGACGGCAGACAGGAAGAUCUCUCUCCUGCACUACAUCGUCGAGACAGUCAGCAGCAAGUUUCCUGACCUGAUGGGCUUUGAUCAGGAACUGCGGUUCGUCGAGCGUGCAUGCACGGUGACGCUCGAAAACAUCCUGACGGACAGCCAUGAGCUGGAGAAGGGCAUGGAUCUGUGCAAACGAGAGCUGGCACUGCGGCGAGACUCAAAGGACGCGGCCGUGCUGCAGGAGUUUCUGGCACAGUCCGAGGACAAGCUCCGUCGGCUGCAGCAGGACAUCAAAACAGCUCAGGAAGCUUACGCCAGCUGUGUAGAGUACUUUGGGGAAAGUGCACGGAGUGUUGCUACCAACAUCUUUUUCUCCAUGUUCGUUCGUUUCAUCAAGGCAUUCAAGCAGGCCGAUCAAGAGAACGAAACUAGGAAGAAGAUGGAGGUUGCGGCCCAGGAAGCGCUCAAGAAGCCACCCCAGGAGUCCAUUCAGAAGAAGAACCUGCUAAACGCCAAGAAGAGCACCCAGGAUGCUGUGAUAAAUGAGCUGAAGAACAAAACACGGAUGGUGAAUGAGAAGCGCUUGCUGAAACAGGACGAAGUUUACAAUGGAGCUCUUGAAGACAUUCUUCUUGGUCUCAAAAACGAACCGUACCGUCGAGCAGACGCUGUGCGCAGGAGCCAGCGACGGAAGCAGGAGAACGUGCGGCUAUCACGCACAAUGGAGGAGAUGGAGCUCUAGCCUCUGGUGCCUGGUGAUAAGGAGUGCAACAGUGACGUGCACAUCAUGGAGUGCCUUUUUCCCUCAUCCACACAUGUCCGUUAAUGAUAGUGGCAAGCCUGUUCCUCUUCAACGACACCUCUGUGUACAGCGUGCGUGUGCAAUUUGCGGAGCAAAUUCGCUUUAGUGACUCUUUACCUUGUACAUAUAAGCCAUUGGAUCGAUAGCGCUCCGGCGUAAGUGGGAGUCACGUGGACGCAAAGAGUGGUACUACUGCAAGCGUCGAGUCAAGCGGAUGGUGCAAGUGCAUUGAAGCUGCAUCCCAUUCACAACUUCCCUCUCAACCCUAGCCGGUGCAGCAGCAAAGUGUGGCCGGUCUUCCCUCACGGUCACGCAACAACGGUGUGUACAGUCAGAAUUGUGAAGGGGCGCUGCUUUUGUGCCCACUUCAUUGCCGGCACGCUCGACAGCAGCGCUUCAGGCCCGCAGCAGUUUUCCACGACCCGAGUGCCGUCGUCCUCUCGACGGAUGUUGAAAGGGACUGCACAUGCUUCCAGUGGCUGUGCUUCGUUUCACUUUUUUUUUGUGUACAUUUGUUUUGUGUUUGUCUGCCAUUGCUGGUCAUUAAUGUCCUGCGAUGUCUUCGGUGCAAAGACAGAGCCACUUGUGUUUUUGUUUGUUUGCGCUUCUGGUCAUUCACGGGGAGUUCCCCAAAAAUUGUCCUCCUUUGAGCCCUGUGUGCUGCCCUGACGUAUAUAUUGCAUGCAGAGAGCGACAGCGUUAUUAGUGUCCCCGUCUCCUCUGUCUUCUUCGUUCGUGGAGAUAUAGUCUCGUUUGCUUGUCGCUGAAGGUAUUUCUGUCGAUUAUGGUUGUUUUGCAAUAAUAUAUACAUAUAUAUUAUAUAUACAUAUACUAUUAUACAUUUACAAAUGACAGUGUUGCAAAGCAACGGUUUUAGCUCUUUUAGCUCUGCUACCUGCCUUUCUUAUAUUUCUUGAGCUUCCAUCCAGAGAUGCUUUCAUGCAGAUAAUGAAUUUUAAUCACCCCAGUGAAAUUUUUUACUGUCUCCUUUCACAUAUGGCGAUACAACCAGCCUGAAAUGCAAUGUUUAUAAUUGAUAACAACAGUUACUGGGCUAGCAGUUCCUAGUGGCUCAGGACGAUUUAAAAUACUAUAAAAAGUGACGUGUACUGUUGCAUACAUAGAAAGCACAAUCAUGAAAUGUAAUGCGCAUCAAGGGGCUUCAGCCAUAUUUCCUCAUGUCGCGCCUCCGCUUGACUAGUUGAGCUAUAAAGCUUGGUAAGUGAGCAACAUUUUUCACUUACUUUACAAGUCUUGUGAACAUUUGGGCUUUAUGUUUUGUUCAUGGAUAUGUAGCGACAAAAAGCAUGUAAUGCAACACACCUUUGUGCUUCUCCCACCUACUCAUUUUUUAGCUCUUCACUUCUAAAUGGAGCUUUGAAAGCUAAUUUCGUUUAUUAAAGAAUGCUGCUUUAUUGCUGUACUUAAUGAGCAACCUUUGUAAACAAGGCUUCUCUGCCAUCUUUUCCAUUCUUAGCUGUUCUGUGUUAUGUUCGCAGUGUAUAACCGACUUGCCCAGUCUUCAACAAUUACGUUCAUUCAGCAUCACCCUAAUGAUGUAUGUUUCUGUAAAUCAAUGUCCUUUUAAACAGUACUUUUAAAUGAACAUUAAGUUGGAAAGGAGCUCCAAGUCUUAGAGGUGCAUAACAUGAGUCCAUUGAAAGAUUGAACUCAGGUCAGUAUUGGAGUGCAUUAAACAAACAUUAACAUGUCAGGAUUUUGAACACAGUAAGUUUUACAAACUGUUCAUGUACAUAUUCUUAAAACACUUUUCCUAGUGUCAAGCACUGUCAGUGGCAUUGAGCAUUUUUCAACUGUUGAUGUUUACGAUUACAGGCACGCAUUAGUGAGUUUGUGUGUGAUGCUGUCGACAACCUGCAGAAUGCACCAUGACCACCCUGUUUUUCACGUGAAAUAUUAAGUACUACCCACACGCAUCACGUCGUUGCUAAGCUGCAUUAUGUGGACUUGCUAAAUUAGCUUGUGCGUUUUCCCCGAGUGUAUGUAUGAGUGUGCAUGUGCGUGUAGUUGUUACAUUCUCUGUGUUAAUUGCAAGAGGGGGCAAAAAACACCUUUUCUCAAACUUGUGCAGGUGACAUUCAUGCCAGGAUUGUAAGGUCAGAACUGCAUCGUAUUAGCGGCAUUGAACUGUAACGCACCUCUGAUAAAAAACCUGCCUUGUCCUUCACGCUGUCAUUGGGCAUGCAUGUACUUCCAUAAAAGCAUCAGCCACGGGACCAAACAUUGAUCAUCCGAUGAAGAAUACAAAGGAUUAAACAGGCAACCUAGAAUGCCUUAAGGAGACAUUCAGUGGAAAAAGCACAGUGACUUAUAUAAGGUGUGGGUACCUCUAGCCUGAACUCCAGCUCACAGAGGUAGUCGUAUUCAAGAUGUUUUCUGCCGGUUUGAUGGAAAGUCUGCAUCGAGUGCCACUUACAAUCUCAAGAUGGAAUGCAGCAGUGUCGAGGGGUUUACACUGUGCUGUAGCAGAAAUGAAUGAGCCAAUUGUUUCCACCUAUGGCAGCGGUGGCUGCCAUGCUGUCCAGACCUUGAGGUAAAAACAAUUCUUGUCGGGUGUUUUCUUUUGUACAUUGCUGAGAUGUCUAUUAAAAAGAAUGUUUUUAUGAUUGAA
Rhipicephalus sanguineus (brown dog tick) is the source of this 5784-nucleotide messenger RNA. RefSeq names its product formin-like protein (gene Frl). Gene Ontology annotation, biological process: regulation of cell shape; cortical actin cytoskeleton organization; cell migration. The record is from RefSeq and is a predicted model, not a curated record. The transcript has 26 exons. Lineage: Eukaryota; Metazoa; Arthropoda; Arachnida; Ixodida; Ixodidae. Bases 15 to 3092 code for a protein of 1025 amino acids. Gene Ontology annotation, molecular function: small GTPase binding; actin filament binding. Gene Ontology annotation, cellular component: cytosol.